AGUCGGUAUUCAAGUAUUUGCCAAAGGUUUGACGUCAUGUACAUAGGUGUCCACAAAUGGAUUGUGAACCAUCUUGAGCUGCACAUCCAGUUAGUUCUCUGCCUUCUCGAACUAGCGUCGUUCGACGAAAACCGUAAUUGUUAUUUUCUGCGUGGAUAUCAAUUUCUCGGUCUGAACUACAGGUUGGGUCAAGCAUUGACGUUUGGUGUUUGUUUAACAUAUUUUCAAACGUGGGUCUUCUUUUGGAAUAACAGCAAUUGUACGCUAUACUAUCGUCCUCCAGACCAAUGGAGAAAAUGGCCAGACCUGUUCCUUUAAACUCAUCUUUCCAAACUCCAACUAAUGGCGUACUGAAAUCCCUGUUGGAGAAUCCAAUGAAGCUGCCAUUUCAUCAUGAAGGUUUUGGAAAAGAGAAGAAUGCGAAAGAGAAAAAGUUGGAUGAGGAAGGCGGUGCCAAUACUCCACAGUCGGCCUUCCUAGGGCCAACCUUGUGGGACAAGACCUUGCCAUAUGAUGGGGACAACUUUCAGCUAGAGUACAUGGACCUGGAAGAGUUUCUGUCAGAGAAUGGCAUCCCCGCAAACCCAGCUCAGAAUAACCUAAACCAGCCACAGCAGUCCCGGCAGCCCACUAUCCAGCAGGUUUCCCCAGCACCCCCCAUACCCUCUGUGGUCGACCUCAGCAGCCACGCCACUACCUCCGUUCAUACAGCCAUGGUCUCCCAGAACUGUCUCCAGAGCCCCCCAGCCAGAGCAGUGCUGCCAUCAGCUGCCAGGAACACCCCCAGCCCCAUCGAUCCAGAGUCUAUUCAAGUUCCAGUGGGCUACGAGCCCGACCCUGCAGACCUGGCUCUGUCCAGCGUACCCGGACAGGAGAUGUUUGACCCCCGAAAACGCAAGUUCGCCCCAGAGGAGCUCAAACCACAGCCCAUGAUCAAAAAGGCACGCAAGAUCUUCAUCCCUGAAGAUCUCAAGGAUGACAAGUACUGGGCCAGACGCAGAAAGAACAACGUAGCAGCCAAAAGAUCACGAGAUGCCAGGCGACUGAAGGAGAACCAAAUUGCCAUCCGGGCUGGUUUCCUAGAGAAGGAGAACGGUGCACUUCGCUCAGAGGUGGCCGACUUGAGGAAGGAACUGGGUCGCACCAAAAACAUUGUGGCCAAAUAUGAGGCUCGUCAUGGGCCCCUGUGAACCUCCCCAAACCUCCCCAACGUCCGCGCCACACCCUUCCCUCUCACCCCCUCACCCAAGAGAUUGAAGGACAAUGUGCCUCCCUUUUGGUGGCACUGGCCCCCACACACACCAGCCCCUCACCCCUGUACAUGAUAAUCCUAUAAGAUUCUAUCAUUUUGAAUUCUGUCACUGGCAUCUGAUUGUUUGUUCCUUUUUGUUUUCUCCCUCAUCCUUCAUGUACAAACAUGUAUGUACAGUAUGCACACACACUUUCCUCUUUCAAGUACUACAAGGCACUUUGAGUGUUAUUGAGCCAACAACCUACUCUCCGGAUCCCUACCCUGUCCCCUCCUUCCACUGUUCAUUUUGUAAAUGAUGCCAUGAGGUUUGUUUUCCCCCUUUCUCACCUGUUUUAUACGUGUGAUCAGGACUGAGAGCUGUUGUAAUGUAUCUCCCUCCCCAUCCUUAUGUUCUUCCAGUGCUGUUUUCAGAGGGAUUCUCCUCCUUCCUAAGACCCUGUUCCUGUCUGUUGUUAUGUCCUGUACCUUCCUGUAGCAUCCUUUCUCAAACGGUUUGUACCAUACAUUCGUAUUGCAAUUCGUUUUGUUAUUGUACUUCCGUUAAUAUUAUACAUUUUCGUGUCCAUUUUUGUUCUAUUGUGGCGCUGUACCAUCAGUUCAUCACAUCAGGACUAUAAGCUACUCUUGUGAUUUUAAUAUUUUCUUUGUUAGCACUUAACCUCUCUCUCAAACCUCAGUAUAACUGUACAGUUGAAAAGAAAAACCAGCGAUUCUUUUCUAUCACACAUUGAGCAAUAAUCUUUUCCAAAGCUAUAUUAAUUAAUGCUACCAAGUUUUUCCUCCCACACCGAUUCCCCAAUCAGAGCACCUCUUGGUCUCCAGUAGAACCCACAACCCUCUUGCCUCGCGUUGCACGGCACGGUCAUUUUCUGUUGGGAGUUGCACCAGCUAGCAUGGUGAUGGUGGACAGAUUUCCCACCCUGUGCUCAGUGGUCUCUUUGCUGCAGCCUGUUCCACAACCACAACUCCGCUAACCCUCUCUGCACCAAUCUUCUAACACGUGUCACAAUCUGCCCUGGUGCAAUGUUCCUCAGUCUAAUCUGCCUGAUAUUUAUGUAUCUUUUCUGUUAAGGACAGAUUAAUUUUUUGGAAUAUUGAAUUGUUAUUAUUAUGACUUCUAUUUGUGUCGUUGAUAUUGUUGUUCUUAUUAUCAUCUCAGCAUUUUUAUUUGAAUAUUUCAGCAUGAUUUCUCAGAACACAAACCUCAAGCUAAUCGCAAAGUGGUUGAAUGAUUUCCUUUUUAUUUAGCAUGAUUAACAAGCGUGGUUCUUUUAAUAAUCAAUAGAGAUAUCUGUAUUUUUGUAGAUAUGUGUUUGCCUUCUGUAAGAUGGCUGUAUGAAUGUAAAAGAUGUUGGGGGGAAAAAAGUUGAAUGGUGUUGUCCAGUACUGUGGUUAUCCCAAACAAUUAGUUUACUACAAACCAAAAUAUUCAGUACAGAGAUGAUACAUUGGUUAUAAGAGAUGUUUAUAUAAAGCUAUUCUAUAUGUGUUUUUUUGUACAGUAUUUUUCCUAUACAUUACUGGCUAUGUAUUUUAAAGGCACAGAAUCCAGAAUAUUAUUAUUAUUAUUAUUAUUAUAUUAAAGAAUACAAACACAUUACUCAAAGAACCAAUAUAGUAGUGUUUUGAUAUCUUAACCAUAAUAAUGUGGUAGUUUUACAGAGAUUCCUCCAAAUCCAGCAGCAGUAACGGAUACUGUUGGGCAUUAUUGGAAAGACACUCCUGUAUCCUGGUUAUAUACUAUAGAUUUAGCCGUCAGUAACCUUUAGUUCCUUGUGUCAUGGAAUCGUAGUGCUUUAAGCUCGAGUCUCCCCAACGUUAACAUGAAAUAAAGUUGUGAGUAUGGAGGACGGAAUGUAUGGAAUGAUCUUUAAUCGGUUUCUGUAGAGACCCACUAUUGCAAAAGAGAUGCCAAUACUUGCUUGCUAUUGAUUGUCCCCGAUGUCACCACUAGGUGUCUCAAUUAGACUCCUGUUAUGGGUCCCUUCACUCAGAGAUGACCAAAAUAUGUCACCGGAGUCCUUUGAUGGUAAAACUGAAAAGGUUUACCUUUAGUCAUAUUCUGAUAUAAACUAAUAUGACUAAUAUUUGGAGACAUCUAUGCUCACUAGUUAGAACGAUGUUACAAUGAAGGGGAGGGCCAUUUCAGGUUACUGUAGCUGCUGUUUGUCUGCUUGUUCGACCUUUGCAGUCUAGUAAGCCCACUGCCUGAGUGAUAUUACUCUCAAUGACACUGCAUAGCUUACUGAAAUCUCUCUAAUUCUGCUAUAAUACUUUCACAGUUGACCAAAUACAGUGUAGUGUUCCUUACCUGUUGCAGAUCAUGGUCCAGCCAAGGUGAGAGUAGAUAUGUUUUGGCUGUAGAGAAACGGCUGGAGGUGAUUUUCCUUAUUCACAUUUCUAUAGCCCAUCCGUACAGAUAUGGGUUUUGUUAGCUGUGUGUCCAUGUACUUUAACAUGCUAUUCUGUACCAUAUGAAAGAAUAGGAUAAAGCCAUUAACAGUCCACACAUUGCCCACAUACCUCCCUGUAGAGUGACUUCACUACCUCACCCAUGAAUGGAAAAAAGUAACCAUAAUUCUGAGUCUAUUCCAGUGCCUUGAAUACACUGACUGUUCCUCAGUCUCUCAGCGACGUAUUGUCAUUAUCACCACUUGAAUAGGUUCAGAUCUAAUGCAGCAAAUAUUCUAUAUAUUUACAAUUUUCUUUUUACUUAUUUAAAACACAAUUAACUAAUUACCAUUGUAUUAAUGGCAACACCAAUGGACUGUUUCACAGAGGGUACAUAGAUACACAAUGAAAGGAGUAUUCUGUCUUGUUUGUCAUGGAAUGAAUGCAUAACAUAUAUUCAGGCCUUGGCCUCCCGAUCUGUAAUUCAUAGUGUCUAAUAAAGUAUUUUCUGUUUCUUUUGA
Molecule: messenger RNA, 4164 nt
Organism: Oncorhynchus mykiss (rainbow trout)
Lineage: Eukaryota; Metazoa; Chordata; Actinopteri; Salmoniformes; Salmonidae
Product: transcription factor HLF
Biological process (GO): regulation of transcription by RNA polymerase II
Cellular component (GO): nucleus
Molecular function (GO): DNA-binding transcription factor activity, RNA polymerase II-specific; RNA polymerase II cis-regulatory region sequence-specific DNA binding
Source: RefSeq, a predicted model, not a curated record